AUGUUUGUGGACGCGACGUACAAGAGCGUACCGGCAAAUUUCUACCAGCUGAUCAUUGUUAUGGUCUUUGACGAAAUUUCGGAUCUCUACAUCUCGUGCUGCUACGCGCUAAUUACGGGUAAGAGUUCAAAGGUGUACAACUGUGUCCUGUACCAUACCAGCUCGGGUAUUGACUUCGCUCUGAACUCUGCCCACGUGUCAUGCGACUUCGAGCAAGAAGGUUUACGGCGAAAAAUGCUGAAGCUCAAGAUUCCACAGGGAAAAGUUGAUAUCGCUAUGGUUCCAGGUGCGAUCGACGAAUUCACAGGAAUUCGGCGAAGCGAAAUUUUACGUUCUGGGAUUCGCGGUGUGAAGCAAACCAUUCUCGAGGAGUGUCGCGACCUGAAAAUUCCAUACUUGACAGAGAAGUGGGGCAAGUUCUGGAAGAAUUUCACUCAUAUGUUGCAGCGGGGCUGCCGUAACUAA
Phytophthora nicotianae INRA-310 is the source of this 465-nucleotide messenger RNA. RefSeq lists its product as hypothetical. Lineage: Eukaryota; Oomycota; Peronosporomycetes; Peronosporales; Peronosporaceae. The transcript has 2 exons. Bases 1 to 465 code for a protein of 154 amino acids. The record is from RefSeq and is a predicted model, not a curated record.